Molecule: messenger RNA, 1166 nt
Organism: Ilex paraguariensis (yerba mate)
Lineage: Eukaryota; Viridiplantae; Streptophyta; Magnoliopsida; Aquifoliales; Aquifoliaceae
Source: the annotation of a GenBank genome assembly
AGAGAGAGAGAGAGAGAGAGAGAGAGAUGGAGAAGAACCACCACAACAAUCGAGAUGGGUCAUUGCUAAGAUCAACAAACGACGCAUCCGAGACCAGAUCGCAGGCUACGACGUCGUCUGACUUCGUAUUGCAGUGGGGAAACCGGAAGCGGUUGCGCUGUAUGAAGUUUCAGGUGAGGGACACUAACACCACCACCACCACGAACAAGGACUCGGCCGGUCCAAACCCAGUUCAGAGAACAACGGUUCGGGUUGAUCGCCGGGUUGUCAGAUCGGAUCACAACGUGGACUCGAAUCAACCCACCACCGCCACUACUACCAAUAACCAAACUAACGGCUAUCUGAACCUCCGUCAACGGCCAGCAUCGCCGCCUCAUCGCAUUCUCAGGAAUUCUGAGAGUUCAAUUGCCAUGAGAGGACACAGUAACGGCGUAAAGGGACGGCUGGCUUCUCCGGACAGAGGGGGUGCGCACGAUAAGAAAACUAUUAACCACCAUACCAACGCCACCAGGUCCAUCACCAACAAUCAUAAUGAUGAUAAUAAGAACGGUUUUGUUGUUGUUGGCAGUGGUGGUGGGUCGGCAUCGUCGGGUACAGCGCAUGAUAGCAAGAAAGGAGGAGGGUCAUCGUCGGGGAGUGAAGCGAUUCCGGCAGUGUGGCCGCCGAAGUUCGUGAUCGCGUUGACGAACAAGGAGAAAGAGGAGGAUUUCAUGGUCCUAAAGGGGUCUAAACUCCCUCAGAGACCCAAGAAGAGAGCCAAGUUCAUUCAGCGCACAGUGAACUUGGUAAGUCCUGGGACAUGGCUAUGUGAUCUGACCUUAGAACGAUACGAGGUCAGAGAAAAAAAGGUCUCCAAGAAGAGACAAAGAGGGCUAAAGGCUAUGGGUAACAUGGAGUCCGACUCCGAGUAGAUGGAACUCUAUGGAACAAAUGGGUUUGUUUUUGAAGAGAAGUUGAUGAAAGUUGUUGAGCCUUUAGGUGAGGAUAAUAGGAAGACCUGUGCAUUUCUGUAAUUUCAUCCCCUUUCACCUUGAGUAGAAGUAGUAAAAGAAAUAUAUUUACCUUCGUUGAUCAUGUUGUGUCGUUAUUGCUUUUGUUUUUGGAUUUGAAUACGGUAGGGAAUUUUUUUUUUUUUUCCGGUAUCAUAUAUUUAUUUAUCACAUUUG